Molecule: messenger RNA, 4401 nt
Organism: Xyrichtys novacula (pearly razorfish)
Lineage: Eukaryota; Metazoa; Chordata; Actinopteri; Labriformes; Labridae
Source: the annotation of a GenBank genome assembly
AUGCCUGCAGGCCGUCAUGAGCAUUGUGACAAGUGUUUCAACAUCCACUGUCAAUUCCCCGUGCAAGUUUCCGUCUCAUGCGUGAUCGUCAAGUGUCGUAAAAACUGCGGCGCUGUCUUCCACAUGUGUAAGCAAGAGGAGCACCAGCUACUCUGUCCAAAUGAGUCCGUCCCCUGUCUCAACGUUCAUUACGGCUGUCCUCUCAGAAUGCUGCGCCACAGGCAGGCGAAACACCUGGAGGUGUGUCCCGCCAGCCUGGUCUGCUGCUCUCAGGAGUGGAACCGCUGGCCUGUUUCGGAAACGGAUCUGACCUUCUAUGAAAAUGUUUCCAGAAACCUUCAAACUGAGGCGAACCUUGAUGUUGCUUUGGCUCUCAGGGACCAAGAGCUGCUGUUUCAAUCCAUCAAAAUGAAGAACCUUUUCCCUGAGCUGAUGGUCCAGGAUAUUUGUGAUGUGGCUGACAGACCUGCAGAAGAAGAAGAAGCAGCAGCAGCGUGCUCUGUGGUUUGUUGUGAAUUUACAAGAAAUGGAUGCACACAGGUGGAGAAAGAAGAGCUGAGUCAAGAGGAGAGGGAUGAGUUGGCAAAGAGCAAGAAUGUAGAAAGUAUUCAGAACUACAACACCUGGGAGAAAAUAUUCAAUAAGGAGAUGGAAGGGUGCAAGCAAACUGUCAAAAACCUGAACAAAAGAGAGGAGAAAGAGAGGGAAAGAGAGGAAUCAACAAACUGUCAGGCAGAGACAAGAAACUGCCGGGUGAACCCGUCCGCUCAAAGCUUGGACGGUGCAACUGGACUUGCUCCAUGGCAGGACGGGGUCCUGGAAAGGUUAGGAAAGGAAGUCAACAUCGCUGAAUAUAACAUGUAUCUGGUUCACAACGGGGCGAUGCUGAUUAACUUUGGUCAACUCGCUGCCUGCACUCCGAGAGAAAAGGAUUUUGUUUACGGGAAUUUGGAGCCGAUCGAGGUCAUGACCGUCCGAACGUUUAAUGUUCCUACCAGCUAUCGAGCAAAACGCAGUCACAUCAAAGACCCCGCACUCAGGAUCAAGACCACACACCAGAGCACCGACACUGCAGAUCUGAGUCUGUCAGAAGAGGAUCUUCUAAAAUGUGACGAUGAGGUGAACACCACGAUCCUGUGCUCCCUGGAGAAGGAGCUGAAAGGACAUUUAAUCUCAGAGAGCUCCUCUGUGGACGGUCUUUAUGUGGAUGUAGGAACACAAACGUACAACUUCGCCUCUGCUCCCUUCAAAACAGGCGCCUCACUCGCUGAUGUUAUUGCAGACAGACCGCCUCGUCUUUACGUACAUGUGGAAGCCGAAUCUGUCACAAGGCGACACAACAAGACGAGUUCAGCCUUCAGCUACAUGUGUGGCCACUUCUUCCGCCGAGAUGAAUUCUGCUCUCAUUUCAGGAAUGUGCACUCUGACAUACAGGCCUCUCUCACCGGCUGGUUUCACCAACGCUGCCCUCUAGCAUACCUCGGCUGCACUUUCACUCAGACCAGGUUUCACCCUGCAGGUCACCCGGCAACAAUCAAAUUCUGUCAAGAAGUCAGCGCCCUUGUCCUCCAGCCUGACGUGCCCUCAUCUCUCUGCAAAGGAGGGGAAACCUUCAGCCCUCAGAGAAACUCUGAACAUAAUCUGGAUCCCCUGAGCAGCCUGCCCCUGGAGAUCCUGCAGCACAUCGCUGCUUACCUCGACAGUUUUACAUUAUUUCAGCUGUCCAAGGUCUCCCGUCUGAUGAGGGAGGUGUGCGCCACAUUGCUGCAGGAGAGAGGGAUGGUGUCCCUGAAGUGGGAGAAAAAGACAUACUCCCAUGGGGGCAGCUCCUGGAGGUGUCGAAAGAAAGCAAGUAUCCUUGUUUAUUCUGGAUUAAUUCCCCAAAUCAUUCGUCAAAACUUUACACAUUCCUGUUAAAUUUAUAUUUUCCGAUUUAUCUCAACCCUGUGCACAGUUACGGGGAAGUAAACACAAGGACAAACUUCUUUGUUUGUCCCAUUUUAGUGUCUGGCACUGCUCUGUUACCUGCCAUUGGAAAAUCAGUCAUUCACACACCGCCUGACAGCUGCUGCAUUGUUAACUCACUCAGACUCUCCAUAGUCCUCUCAAUAAUACAAACUGAAUCACAACCAUGUUGGCAACAGUUAAUAGGUUCCUGCCGAAGCAGCCGCUGGAGAUUUGCUGUUUUUCUGUGUCCUUACUGAAGAGCAGCUGCAGAUCGGGUCAGACGCAGUGAGCGAGUGUUUAGAGAGAGAAAAUGUUUUCCCUCCACUUUCUUUAAAGUAAGAGCAAUGGUGCGGUGGUAACUGCACAGUUAAGCUUGACUUUUAUUAUCUGAGUUGCGUCUGCAUUAUGAACUGAAAAAAUAAUCAGUGGCAGCUUUAUAGGAAGCAGACCCCUGCCAAGGAUGUGCAAUCAUCAUCAAGCCAAACAAACGGCAUGUUGAUCCAGACCUAAAUUAACUCACUCCUAACUCUGAGCUGCUGCAUCCUAAUGGGAUGCUUACCGCUUUGUUUCCCUCCUUAUUUGGAAGUUUGCUGUCGAGAGAUCCUGAAAAAUGGACUGAAGACAGUCACAUGCAACAGCCGGAUAACCAGGGAGAGAGAGACGGGGUUUACAGUGGACCUCUGAACUAAUCCUGACACUCUUUGGCUUACAGGGACGCCAAGUGGGCAAAUGGUCUGAUCCUUACAGACGAGCACAGCUGUCAUGUUUUUGGAUAUGAUCUAAAUCCUUUUAAAUCAUCGAAGCUGUGAGGCUGAAAUUUAACUUAUCGAGCUCGUCAUCUAUGUGCAGUGGCCUUUUACAGGAUACAAAUGACCCUGCUGACACCUGAUAUCCAUCAAUUACAACCUCUCUCUUCUUUGUCGUCCUCCGUCAGGUGUCCCGUUUGUGUUGACUUUGGCGCCCCCUGUGGUCAGAGUAUUCCCUCUAGUUUCUACACUUGUUUUGUCAGAUGCAUCUAUGACAAAAAUUUCUAUUAUGACCGGUGUUGAUACAGUUACUUUUGAAAAGUAAUUUGAUUACUGAUUAUGGAUUACUCCUUUAAAAAGUAACUUAUUUACUUUUUAGGUUACAUUCAGCAGCCUCAACAUAUAAAUGACAACUAUUUUCUUUUCAAAACUCACUUUAUUGGAAGUGUAACUUUAACAGGAAUGUAAAAAAGAUGGGUUUUUUUUAAAGACAGUCAUUAUUGACUUACAAAACAAACUUUUUUUAUUGUUAUCUUUAGCUGACACAGAGUCAAAAUAUUGUCUGUAUUUCCAGUUUGAGAACACGCAUCUCUGCUUUAUAUGUGUGCACAUGUAUUACAUGUGAGGGGUCAUAAUACUGAAAACAUGACCUGUCGCUUACGUGAAACAAAAACAAAUCAUCCUUUUUUUUAAGGAAAAUUAGAAAAAAGUAACGCGCACAAUGACUUGGACGUGUAACUUAAAUCUAAUUACUGGUUUGGAAAUAACAACGCGUUCGAUCACUCGUCACUGUAAAAAAUGGAUUUAUUAGAGAAGCAUUUUACUAAGUGAUGUGUUACUGGCAUCACUGAUUAUGACUCAGUGAAAUGUUUCACAAAUUGUGCAGUUAACCUUCUUACCUGACACCUACCUUCACAAAAAAUAAUCAAUCAUGUUUACUUUUGCAGGUCCUGAAUAAACUUCAGUUUUAAUUUCUGAGGGAUUUAUGCCCAGAUUUAAAACUCUUCAUCAAGACUGUAGGACCUAACUCAACUGUGGGAUAGAUUACAGAGUUAAACUAAACUCAUCUGGUUUUCUUUCGCCUCUUUGUUCCCUCUUUCUGACCUACAAACACACAAUCAGACGUGCACACGCUUGGACAGCAUGACCUCCAUCCUGCAGAGAAUGGAAUAAGAAUGCAUGUGUGUGUAUUUUUGCUCCGACUAUCUGUGCACAGCAGCGAUCACGGGACAAAGAGCAUGCCGAUGAUAUCAGAGAUGUGAAAUGGCUCGAGGCCUGGCUGCCAGUAAACACAGUGCUACCAUAAUAAGUCAGAUAUGUGAUCAUCCGUGGAAACUAGCUGUUGAUAAGGUCGUGUGGGAACAGCUGGCUAUUUGACAGGACACAUUUCUUUAUCAUUGUCUCUGAUGUGAUAAAAAUAAGCUGCCGUCCACAUAAAACACAAGUUCAAACUCAUGAGACAAAUACUGUGACGGCAGCCUCCUCCUCCGCCUGUCUCAGCUGGUGUGUUUGUGUCUUGCAGGUCUGGGAGUUCAGCUCUCUGUUCUCCUCCGUGGACAGAUGGAGCUUCAGGGACAAACCCUCCAUGUCGGAGCACCUGAAAACCUGCUCCUUCUACCAGAGAGGGGAGCCGCACACCGAGCCUGUGGCUUUAGCCUGCUUGGGAGAGGUCAGAGACAUAUACGCCGCAGUGAAGACGAAAAGAUAA